AUGGCGCAGGUUAACGCGGCCGCUGCGGUUGAUCACGGCGAAGGCCUCCGGGUAGCCGAGACGUCGUCGAGGUGCGUGACGGAGGGCGCGACGCACGAUUUCGUGGUGACCAACUACCCGCUGCUCGACGGCAUGGGCUUCGGGAGGUACAUUAGGUCGAGCACGUUCACCGUCGGCGGCUACGAUUGGAACAUCAGGUUCUACCCGGACGGAGGCAAGGAGGACGCUGCCGGCAACGCGGGGGCCUACUUGUGUUGUCUUUGCCAGCUGGCCAAGUACGAGGUGAGGGCAAUGUUCACAUUAACCAUGCUGGACGAUCAAGGCCAUGUACAAGAGACCAGGCAGCUUCCCGGCCAGCUCGAGCGCACCCUCAAGGACGGGAUAGGCGCGGACGUCACCAUCCUCGUGGGAGGCCGGCGGUUCAGGGCGCACAGGUUCAUGCUGGCCAUGCGGGCGCCGCUUCUCGACGCUCAGAUCUUUGGUCCGACGAUGGAGGUCGCCGACAUGGAGCCGGACAUCUUCCAGAUCCUUCUUCACUACGUCUACACGGACUCGUUGCCGCCGUGCGACGGCCAAGGUUAUAGCACCGCCGCAGUGGAGCACUUGCUGGCCGCAGCUGAUCGGUACGGGCUAGGCAGGCUGAAGGCGAUGUGCCAAGGAGAGUUGUGCGGGCGCAUUGAUGCUAAUACCGUCAUGGCCACAUUGGCACUGGCGGAUCAGUAUAUAUGUGAGCGGCUCAAGGAUGCCUGCCUCGAGUUUCUGUCGUCAGAGGAAUCAAUGAUUGCAGUCAUCGCGACCGACAGGUUCAAACACCUCAUCAAAAGUUUCCCCAUGCUUGAUUUGGAAAAGAGCCCCGAGGACCUCGCCAGGAAGUAA
Triticum dicoccoides is the source of this 876-nucleotide messenger RNA. Its product is annotated as BTB/POZ and MATH domain-containing protein 1-like. The transcript has 2 exons. The record is from RefSeq and is a predicted model, not a curated record. NCBI's taxonomy places the organism in Eukaryota, Viridiplantae, Streptophyta, Magnoliopsida, Poales, Poaceae. The coding region runs from base 1 to 876 and encodes 291 amino acids. Gene Ontology annotation, biological process: protein ubiquitination. Gene Ontology annotation, molecular function: protein binding.